Cavia porcellus (domestic guinea pig) is the source of this 3039-nucleotide messenger RNA. RefSeq names its product arrestin domain containing 3 (gene Arrdc3). Gene Ontology annotation, cellular component: plasma membrane; endosome; cytoplasm. The record is from RefSeq and is a predicted model, not a curated record. Gene Ontology annotation, biological process: protein transport. Bases 209 to 1450 code for a protein of 413 amino acids. The transcript has 8 exons. Lineage: Eukaryota; Metazoa; Chordata; Mammalia; Rodentia; Caviidae.
CGGUGGCGGCGGCAGGCUCUCUGCUGCCCUGACUUUUUAAGAAAUCUCAAUGAACUAUUUGUAAAGAAUCGCUGAUCCGGCCUGCAAGGGUUUUUUCUUUUUGCACGGCAAAGACAUCGAUCAGUGUCUGAAGAUCGCAUUUUACAUGCGAUCUUGACUUUUUCCCCUCCUUUUGGUCUCACAUAUUUUUAUAGGUUUUGUUAAAAUCAUGGUGCUGGGGAAGGUGAAGAGUUUGACGAUAAGCUUUGACUGUCUCAAUGACAGCAAUGUCCCCGUGUACUCCAGCGGGGAUACUGUCUCAGGAAGGGUGAAUUUAGAAGUUACUGGGGAAAUUCGAGUGAAAUCUCUGAAAAUCCACGCAAGAGGACACGCGAAAGUGCGAUGGACGGAAUCGAGAAACGCUGGUUCCAACACUGCUUAUACGCAGAAUUACACGGAAGAAGUUGAGUAUUUCAACCACAAAGACACUCUCAUCGGGCAUGAGAGAGAGGAUGACAACUCUGAGGAAGGCAUGCACACCAUCCACGCGGGCAGACACGAGUACGCGUUCAGCUUCGAGCUCCCACAGACACCACUUGCUACCUCAUUCGAAGGCCGGCAUGGCAGUGUGCGCUAUUGGGUGAAAGCCGAACUGCACAGGCCUUGGCUUCUACCAGUAAAAUUAAAGAAGGAAUUUACAGUCUUUGAGCAUAUAGAUAUCAACACUCCUUCAUUACUGUCGCCCCAAGCAGGCACAAAAGAAAAGACUCUGUGCUGCUGGUUCUGUACCUCAGGCCCAAUAUCCUUAAGUGCCAAAAUCGAAAGGAAGGGCUACACCCCAGGCGAGUCCAUCCAGAUCUUUGCGGAGAUUGAGAACUGCUCGUCACGCAUGGUGGUGCCCAAGGCGGCCAUCUACCAGACGCAGGCCUUCUAUGCCAAGGGCAAGAUGAAGGAGGUCAAGCAGCUGGUGGCCAACCUGCGCGGGGACUCGCUGUCAUCGGGGAAGACGGAGACGUGGGACGGCAAGCUGCUCAAGAUCCCACCCGUGUCCCCCUCCAUCCUGGACUGCAGCAUCAUCCGCGUGGAAUACGCGCUUAUGGUAUACGUGGAUAUUCCCGGGGCUAUGGACUUGUUUCUGAACCUGCCGCUGGUCAUCGGCACCAUCCCUCUGCACCCAUUCGGGAGCAGGACGUCCAGCGUGAGCAGUCAGUGCAGCAUGAACAUGAAUUGGCUCGGCCUGGCCCUCCCCGAGAGGCCCGAAGCGCCGCCCAGCUACGCAGAAGUGGUGACCGAGGAGCAGCGACGCAGCAACCUGGCGCCUGGCGGUGCCUGCGAGGACUUCGAGCGCGCCCUGCAGGGUCCACUGCUCGCCUACAUCCAGGAGUUCCGCUUCUUGCCGCCACCGCUGUACUCAGAGGUGGACCCGAACCCAGAGCAGGCGGAUGACAGGCCCUCCUGCCCAUCCCGCUGAGGGGUGCCGGCCAGCUGCUGCGGUUCCGAACUGUGGCCUUCGAUCAGGAUGAAGACAGGAGGCCUUGGAGACACGAUGGCGGAGUGACUGCCGGAGCCUAGUGGGCGCAAGGCGCGGUGACUGCUCUUGGCUUGGCUGCCGCGACACCCAGGACUGCUGCCGCCGGCGGGGUGGACAGCUGGCCAGGUCCUAUGUUCCAGCCGGACAGACGCCGCCUUCUUUGAGUUGAGUUUUGCACAUGCGACGCUUCCCUGUGCAGUUCGAUGUCACUACAGCUUUGUUCCCAUUACGCUGGACCCGGGUGUGUGGACACAACAUGGGGCCUCCGGACGCCACUGGCCUCUCCCCAGAGCCGUGGGUCGCCAUAGGCAGCCGUGUCCCCUCCACCGUGGUCCUGGCUGGUGAUGGGAGCGGUGAGAUGGGGUGGCCUGGCGCCCCCUUGGUCCUGUCACGAUGUGUUGCCUUCCUACUUACACAGCGAGCAGCGUGUCACCGCCUGCCCGAGUUACUUAUCUCAGGUGAACGCGUCACUUGCCAAACGUCGGGAUGCUCUGUGUUGAGUUCUGGGUUCUGUGUUUUCCCGUUGUUGACUUGGUUGGUGUUUUGGAGAGGGAAUUUGGAAACGGGCCGUGCACAACAGUGACAAGGGUGACAGCUGCUGUGGCCCGUGUGCCCUAGGAGGGCGGGGAAGGGGACCGUCACCCCACCAAGGGCAGUGUCUGCCAGACUGUGGUUGCCUAUUUUCUCUUUGAUGAAAAUGGUUUUGUCAUAACAGUUUGCUCAAGAUGGGAGGCUGCUGUCCUGCACUCAGAGAACCUCGAUGCGAUGCUGGGGUGCUGGUGGGGCGACACUGCUUCUGGUGGGCUCCAAUCAUGCACCACCUGGGUGCAAAGCCACAGGGCCAGGGCUGAGGUGGCUGCCCCACACCCCAGAGCAGGCUUUGCAGAAGCAGCCUGGUAGGAUGUGAGGGCACCCCACCCACAGGGCCUGGCAGGGCGGCUGAGCAGGCACUGAGAAGGAGGAGACCAACUGUCUCUAUAUCAUUAAGUCCUUCUGUGAACAGCCCCUCGGAAGAAGCUGGUGGGGUUUGGACACCAGGGGUCUUUGCUGUCCCCUCCCCUCUGCCUGGGGGGAGCUGCAAGACUGGGGUGUAAGCAGGGCAGGAUCCGGCAUUCCCGGCUCUGAGCCAAAGCCACAGGUGGAAAACUUUAUCAAAUAAAGUUUGGUUUUCCCAUAAAAGUAUUUCUUUACUCAUUCAGAGGCAUUACUUUUCUAAAUAUUGGUCAAAUCUGGAUACAAGAGUGAGGUUCACAGUUGUAUUCCAUAUUCACAGUUUCCUGGUUUUUCAGUUAGGAAAAGUCAAAUCCAAAAUGUUAGCAGAACAAAGUGCAAUAUUGAAUGUCUGCUUUAUAGAUUAUAUUCUAUGGCUGUUUGUAAUUCUCUUUCUGUUUGUUUUUUUUUAAUUUGGUGCUGAAUAUGUAUGUCCUUGUAGGCUGUUUUAAGAAAACAAUAUGUGGAAAAUGAUUUAAUUUUUCCUAUUGCUCUUCCUUGUGGAAAAUAAAGUGUUUUUUUUUUUCUUUUUUGUAUAA